Photinus pyralis (common eastern firefly) is the source of this 1985-nucleotide messenger RNA. RefSeq names its product calponin homology domain-containing protein DDB_G0272472-like. The transcript has 4 exons. The coding region runs from base 88 to 1950 and encodes 620 amino acids. The record is from RefSeq and is a predicted model, not a curated record. NCBI's taxonomy places the organism in Eukaryota, Metazoa, Arthropoda, Insecta, Coleoptera, Lampyridae.
UGUUUAACCUCCAUCUUUGUACUGCGCAUAACGCGUCCGAAAAGUUUGAAUUUAAAUUAAAAUUCGGCUGGGAUUAAUUUAAAAAAAAUGGAGGAACCUUCAUCCUUACAAGCAGCAGGAGGCGAAGGCCAGGGGGAGAACAUCGACUUGAUUAAAGUGGAAGUUACAAAUAUUGAUAAAGCCCUGCACAAAACUCAAGAAACCAUUAAAGGGCUCUUGAAAACUGUCGAUGACAAAUUUCAAUUUAUUUAUGACAACGAAAAUCUACAAGGAAGUUUGCAAGAACAGGUUGGUCAAUUUAGGAGUCGCCUUGUAGUAGAAUGUCAGGUAAGAGACGGACUGAUUGAGCAUAUUUCUGCAACACGAAAAAUGUCGGACGACAUAUCCAAAUUUGCAAAACUCAACGAUGGCAUACUGCAGUCUAUGGAUGAAAUGAUUCAAGAAGUAGGGGGGGAGUUAUCGCAACAAAAAAGAAUUGCAACCAACAAUCUUAACGACCUUAGGUCUUACAUUGAAAAACUAGAUUUGCAAAUUGCCGAAACAAAUAAUGAUUUAAUUCAACAACGUAAAACAAACGAUGAAAUUCUUGCUAAGGAAGAUGAGAAAAUCGAAUCUUUAAAGAAAUUAUAUGUCGGUAAUGAACUAGAGGUUGCAAUAUCUAAAGAGAUAAUGCAACAAUGGAUCGCUAAACAGCAGGAUAUUGCAAAUGACAUAAAAAAUAAGCAACACGAACUAAGUUUGGUAAAAAGAGAUAUAUCAAGUAAGGAAGCUGAGCAAGAAGAGCUUCGAAAGUUACACGAAAGGAAACAAGAAGAGUUUGAUCUGACUACCGAACGACUAGAAACUAGUUUAAGUGAAAUUAACAAAAGUAUUUUAAACAUUGAAGGCAAGUUACAUGCUUGCGACCAAUCUAGUGAGUAUCAGACAGGGUGCAUAACAAGAUUAUUGAAAGAAAUUGAAAUAAAAAAGAAUUACAACUCCAAACUCGUGGAGGAUACUGCAGAGAUUUCUCAAAGCGCAGAUGACGAUAUCUCCAAUUGGAAUAAAGCAAAAUUCGAGGCGGAAGCCAAAAUUAAUACGGAGUCUGCGGAAAUCGAGAAGUUAGAAGUUCUACUUCAACAAGAAGACCAAAUAAUUAAGGAUAUCGAUGAGCGUAUACUUAACAAAACUAAAGAACACGAUGAGCUUGAUCAAGCAAUCAAAGAAAUGCAAUUGAAGAUGGCACAAAGAGAGUCUGCAAGAGAAACCCUUAUGGAAUUCAUAAAAAAUAAAGAAGACCAAAUUCGCACCCUUUCUAAGCAAUGCGAAGAUUUAAGCGAUGAAUAUCAGGAAUUCGAAUCUUCUUCAACAACGAUGAAGCGAGAAGCAGAAGAGGAACUAACAAACCUGAACAUUGAAUUAAAUCGUAUCAAAGCCGACACCGAAAAGAUAACCCUCGCAGAACAAGAACAACAAAAGGCAACGCUGCAAGAGAUAUCUGCACUGGAAUUAGAAUACGACAAAAAAACCUUCCAACAAACUAAAGACUUCGAAGAGUCAGUUAAGUUGUUAAAAAGCGAGUUGGUAUCAGUGGAGAACGAAUUAAAAGAGAUACGUUUGGAAAAAGCUAAAAAGCAGAACGAAUUACUUAUGCUAGACCAGGCGUGCCAGCACGUUCAGAUUAGAAUCAAGCGAACGGAAAAGAUGAAGCAACUUGUAUCGACCAUUCCAUCUUCGGGAAAAACGCAGUCAACACCACCACCCAUGAAAAGGCCAUCGGACUUACCCGUGCAUAUGCAAAAAAGACUGGCAGUAGAUCAACUCAGCGAUAGCAGUACAGAUGCUGGGUCCAAAAUCACAGCGGCGGAAGCUCGAAAAAUUAUCGAGCGAAGGGAACAAAGACGCCUGUUGAGACAAAAACGGCGAGAAGAAAAGGAAAAUAAAACAAGAAAAGAGGAAAAGUCUAAAUAGAUUUUGUACAGUAUUGCAGAGAAUUCUUAUUUAUU